This is a messenger RNA of Zasmidium cellare ATCC 36951, 1245 nucleotides long. Its product is annotated as glycosyltransferase family 31 protein. The transcript has 3 exons. NCBI's taxonomy places the organism in Eukaryota, Fungi, Ascomycota, Dothideomycetes, Mycosphaerellales, Mycosphaerellaceae. Bases 1 to 1245 code for a protein of 414 amino acids. The record is from RefSeq and is a predicted model, not a curated record.
AUGUCACCCAAGAGACCAGAUCCCCUCCGAUGUCGAAAACUUCCCGGUGCAGCCGACACGCUGGUGGUGAUGAAGACGGGGGCUACAGAUUUCACCAGCCAAGUCCCGACGCAUUUCGACACGACAUUCGUAUGUGCGCCGAAUUACAUCAUUUUCAGCGACCACGAGGAGAUAUUUCGUGGCCAUCAGAUCCACGAUGUCCUCGCGACUGUUAGUGAAGAGCUCCGCGCGGAGCAUCCAGAUUUCGAAAUCUACCGGAGACUGAGCCAGUCUGGUCGAUCAGCAUUGGCGCCGUACGAAAACAAGCAGAUCAAUUUCAAGGCCGUGGAUGGGGACGUGACGGGUGGCAAAGGGGAUUCGGCGGGCUGGAAGUUGGAUAAGUGGAAGUUUUUGCCUAUGUUCCAUCAGACACUCACGCUCUCGCCAGGCUACAAGUGGUACAUGUUCAUCGAACCGGACUCGGCGAUCUUCUGGUCCACGGUUCUGAAAUACCAACAGCAGCUCGACCAUUCCAGGCCCUACUACAUGGGUUCGCAAGUCCUCAUUGGUGACCUAGAAUUCGCUCACGGAGGCUCAGGUUACCUCGUCUCUGAUGCGGCUCUAAAGCGUGUGGUGGAUUACUACCUCGCGCACAAGGAAGACCUCGAAAAAUUCAACGAGGAGCAGUGGGCGGGCGAUGCCGUUGCAGGCGAGACCUUCAAGCGAGCCGACGCAUCGUUGACGAGGGUGUGGCCGAUUGUUCAGGGCGACCAUCCUGGGGAGUUUCCUUGGGGACGAGAUCACGGAGACAAGCCGUUGUGGUGCUUCCCGACUAUGACAUGGCACCACAUGUCCGCGGCGGAUGCCGAGAACAUGUGGGAUUUCGAGCAGCGGUGGAUUGCUGAUGGGGGUCUGGACAACACCACAAGCGGUGGCUACCUCCGCUACCGCGACGUCUUCACAUUUUAUGUCCAGCCACAAAUGAAGACCGCCAAAUCCGGGUGGGAUAACGGCAGCUCCGACAUCGAGGGGCAACUCACAGACCUCCCCAGCUGCUACCGCGCUUGCGAAAAGGACUCGGCGUGUUUGCAGUACCGGUUCAAUUUGCAAACCAAGAAGUGCACGACGUCGAAGGAGCCGAGGCUGGGCAAGAAGGCGUUGCAGAUGGAGGAGUUUGUGAGUGGGUGGUUGUACGACAGGGUGGAAGAGUGGAGGAGGAAGAGGCCGGCGUGUGAGGAGGAUUUGUGGAUUGAGGGGAAUGAUUGA